AUGGCCGCGGAAAUGCUCGCAGUCACGGCGCCUACCUACACGGACCCAUCUCGCUAUGAGCUUUCUACGGUGCCCCGGCCGACGGUCACGGAAAAGGACGACGUGGUCAUCCGGGUGCAUGCAGCGAGCAUCAACCCGGUGGACGUUAAAAAGGCGGACGGCGUUUUCAAGAUCGCCGUCAAAGAACAAUUCCCAUACAAGAUCGGCUACGAUGCCGCGGGUGUUGUUGCCGAGGUUGGCGAGGGGGUGAAGAGCCUCAAAGUCGGCGACGAGGUCUACACGCGAUUGCCCGAGGUUGGUCGAGGCUCCUGGAGCGAGUACGUGAAAUGCGCCGAGCGCUACGUUUCCAUCAAGCCCAAGAACCUGUCCUUUAGCGAUGCCGCAUCACUGCCGCUCGCUGGCGUCACGGCGCUGCAGGUAUUGAGAAAGUACAAGGGGUCGCUGGAAGGCAAGACCGUCUUUGUACCGGCAGGAUUGAGCGGUACCGGUGCGUAUGCGUGUCAACUCGCCAAAAAUGUCUUCAAUGCCGGCAAGGUCAUCACAACGGUGUCGACGUCCAAGAUUCCCAAGGUCCCCGAGCUCCUCGGUGAAGGAGUUGUGGACCAAAUCAUUGACUACACCAAGCAAGAUCCCGCCGAGGUCAUUCCCGCACGCUCGGUCGACUUCUUCUUCGACACCACCGGCCAAGCGAUGCAGUUCCUCUCCCUCAUGGUCCCGUCAACGAGUCUCAUCGUAUCCAUCUCCACCAAGCCCUCCGCCACGACGCUCCAGGCCUCGAGCGUCAUGAGACGCCCCGACAACCCUCGCAUUCCGUGGUUCGGGCGCGUGUUCCUCAAUGGAGGAGACUCACUGCGUAAGCUGCGAGCGUGGCGCUGGGGCGUGGAGUACAUGUACUGGUUCUUGGACCCGACUGGCGAGGACCUGGAUACCCUGAGGGGCUAUGUCGAGGAGGGGAAGCUGAGGCCGGUGGUCGGCGCAAGGGUCGACUUGAGGGACAUCAACAAGGUGCGCGAGGCGUGCGAGCUGACAUACAAGGGCAAGGGUGGGCUGGGGAAGACGGUGUUUGAGGUUGUCAGGGUUUAG
Purpureocillium lilacinum is the source of this 1083-nucleotide messenger RNA. RefSeq lists its product as uncharacterized. NCBI's taxonomy places the organism in Eukaryota, Fungi, Ascomycota, Sordariomycetes, Hypocreales, Ophiocordycipitaceae. The record is from RefSeq and is a predicted model, not a curated record. Gene Ontology annotation, cellular component: mitochondrion. Gene Ontology annotation, molecular function: oxidoreductase activity.